Messenger RNA from Hyalella azteca, 4884 nucleotides. It is a transcript of the gene whd, whose product is annotated as carnitine O-palmitoyltransferase 1, liver isoform. The record is from RefSeq and is a predicted model, not a curated record. Gene Ontology annotation, cellular component: mitochondrion. NCBI's taxonomy places the organism in Eukaryota, Metazoa, Arthropoda, Malacostraca, Amphipoda, Hyalellidae. Gene Ontology annotation, molecular function: carnitine O-palmitoyltransferase activity. The transcript has 15 exons. Bases 270 to 2594 code for a protein of 774 amino acids. Gene Ontology annotation, biological process: carnitine metabolic process; fatty acid metabolic process.
UCCAGGCAUAGGUACGCAUUAAACGCCUCCCCCGUAGGAGCUUUCGCGCUUUGGGGCAGGGAAUUUAUUUUCAUUUUAAUUUAAAAUAAAUAGGCUAAAAACAUAGUUCCUGCUCUGACUUUUACUUCCCUUAAUCUAAUUCUCGAACAAAAUUUAAUUUCAAAGUAUUUUACUCCAACAAAGUUCAUUGCCAUUUUAAAAAAAGAUAUAUCAGAUAGAAAAAAGAUCAGCCCUCUAGUGAAGACCAGUGCUGAGCCUACGUCUUGAGCAUGGCAGAAGCGCACUCGGCCGUGGCCUUCUCGUUCUCCGUGACCCACGAGGGCGUACAAGUGGACUAUGACCGCGAGCUGCUGCACAUCAUCUUCCACUCCGGCGUGCGAUCUUGGCGUCGUAACUUCACCAGGUUUGCCAACAACAUCAGAUGCGGCGUAUACCCAGGGUCGCUGUCGGCGAUGGUGCUGAGCGUAGGCACGUACAACGGCCUAUACCUCACCAGGCAGGCCUACAACCACAACAUUGAUCCGUCCUUCGGCCUCAUCGAUGUCCUCAGGAAAUACAUCAAACUAGACGAGCCGUCUCAGAGCAUCGUGUGCGCCAGCCUGUCAGGCGUGGCCGUGUGGCUCGGGGUUUGCUACGCCCUCAAGUACAGCCUCAAAGGUCUCUACCAGUACAAAGGAUGGAUGUACGAAGAGCGUGGUCGAGGUGCGAAGAUGUCCCUAACGUCGAAGGUGUGGCUGAUGACAGUGAAGUUGCUGUCGCAGUUCUCCUCUCCCAUGCUCUACUCCUUCCAGGGCUCCUUGCCCUCCCUGCCCGUGCCCUCCGUUGAGGACACCAUGACUCGGUAUUUGCGCAGCGUGCGUCCUUUGCUGAACGAUGAAGAGUACGCGCGCAUGGAGCGCCACGCCAAGGAGUUCCAGGGCGGUAUCGGCCGCAAGCUGCAGAAGUACCUGAUCCUCAAGAGCUGGUGGGCCACCAACUACGUGAGUGACUGGUGGGAGGAGUACGUGUACCUGCGUGGCCGUGCCCCCAUCAUGAUCAACUCUAACUUCUAUGGCACCGACGCCAUCGUCGUGCAUCCCACCUUCGUGCAGGCAGCCAGGGCCGCCAAUGUCACGUACUCAGCCUUCCUUUUCCGCCGUCUCAUUGACCGACAACAGCUAAAGCCUAUCAUGGUCAGUGGCACGGUGCCCUUGUGCUCUGCCCAGUACGAGCGCACCUUCAACACCACCCGCGUGCCUGGCAUUGACACUGACAGACUAGUACACUUCGGAGAUUCCAUGCACAUCGUGGUGAUACACAACGGGCGCUACUUCAAGGUGCCGUGCUAUUACAAGGGGCAACUUCUCACUCCUCCCGAGCUGCAAAUUCAGUUCCAGCGCAUCUUGGACGACGACGUGAAGCCUGACGAGGGCGAGGAGCUGAUGGGGGCGCUCACGGCGGGAGAACGCAGGCCCUGGGCCAUGGCCAGGGAGAAGUUCUUCACGACUGGCGUGAACCGAGCCUCGCUACAGGCCAUUGAUCGUGCUGCGUUUGUGCUGAGCCUGGAGACCGAGUCACAGGACUACAACGCUGACAAGGGCACCGAUCUGGACGGCUUCGUAAGAACUAUGCUGCACGGCAAGGGCCACGACCGCUGGUACGACAAGAGCUUCAACGUCAUCGUCAUGGCUAACGGCAAGAUUGGUUUCAAUGCUGAGCAUGGCUGGGCUGACGCUGCGAUUGCUUCACACAUGUGGGAGUUCAUCAUGGUCCAGGACCUCCUCAAGCCUUGCUACGACGAGUCUGGAAACUGCAUGGGCGAGGCGCGAGUGAACCCGUUGGCGCCCGUGAAGCUGCGCUGGAGCUUGAGCAAGGAGUGCCAGGCAGUGAUCGAGACCUCUUAUAAAGUGGCCCAGGCGUUGCUCAACGAUGUCGACUUGCAUCUCAUCAUGUUUGACGAUUACGGUAAAGGCUUCAUGAAGAAGAAACAUCUCAGUCCCGACGCCUACAUUCAGAUGGCGCUACAGCUGGCAUACUACCGCGACGCUGGCAAGUUCAACUUGACCUAUGAAGCCAGCAUGACCAGGCUUUUCAAGGAAGGUCGCACGGAGACUGUACGGCCAUGCACCAUCGAGUCCGCAGCAUGGGUCAAAGCAAUGGAGAACCCCAAAGAAACAGAUGCGACUCGCAUUGAGUUGCUGGACAAGGCUUGCAGGCGCCACCAGCGGGGCUACCAAGACGCCAUGUGCGGCAAGGGCAUCGACAGACAUCUCUUCUGCCUCUACGUCAUCUCCAAGUAUCUGGAAGUUGACUCGCCCUUCCUUAAUGAAGUUCUCUCUGAACCGUGGCGACUGAGCACAUCCCAGACGCCCCACGGGCAGACGGGCAAGUUGGACCUGACGGAGCACCCCGAGUGUGUGAGCGCCGGCGGUGGCUUUGGGCCCGUCGCUGACGACGGCUACGGCGUGUCGUACAUCAUCGCUGGCGAGAACAACAUCUUCUUCCAUGUCUCCAGCAAGAAGAGCUCGUCUGUAACUAACUCCAAGGGCUUCGCUCGUAACAUUCGGAAGGCUUUGAAUGACAUGAAGACCUUGCUGUCGUCCACCAAGAAAUAGUGCAAACGAAACUCUGAUUGGCUUUACUCAACCAAAAUCAACUCUGCGUAUGCAAUCAAUGCAACCGUGAAUAAAACAGUGAAGUUGUGAACUUAGUUUUUUAAGUCUCAACGUUACCAGUAUUCAAAUUCUUUCAAGUAUUAUGUAUCGGGUUGUUUGGUAUCCUAGGGAAAAUGCGUUAUUCAAAAAUUUAAUCUUGCAAAAUUUCUAAUGUAUCAUUGUCUCUACCAUGGAUAAUUGUGAAAAUAGAAAGUGAUGAAAAUUACAAUUCUUUGAUCUAAAGUUUUAACUGCAGCUUACCUUCUUUUCAGCAGAUAUUCUUCCCUACUAAUAUAAUAAGGGUUCGGCCUAUAAAAUGAAUAACCAACCCAUUCAGACGGCUUCAAGCUCUUCGGAAUAUUUAUGUGUGAAUGUUAUCAUUCUGAUAAUUUAAUGCAAUGAAACUUUGGGCUCGCAUUUGGUGAUCUGCGUCUAAUUCCGUCACUUGACGCUUGUAAUGAGUUCUGCCACCCAAUGUAUGUAUUAUUCUUUAAUUGAAUUAUGCGCAUGUGUUGAAGUACGUAUUAAAUAACAGAUUCUUUCAACUCGUAAUUGCCUUAAUUUAAAAUACAGAUAUAGGUACGGAUAUCCAUGCCUCAGCGGCAUCUUAACUAAGAAGUGGCACAGCACUUUUUCUUGUAUAGAUUCGACCUUGUAUAAAUGCUACUCUUAAAUUCCCAUAGUUUUGUUUUUAUGAUACUGCGGGUAGGAAAAUGAUUGCCGUCUUGCCUGAGGUGAAAAUUUAAAUCGCAAGCGAGUUUCCUCAAAAUUUUUUGAUGUAUCAAGAACAAUUUAAGCGGUUAUGGUAUUUUAUGCGCUGCUUUGAGGAGGUGGAUGACGGCAGUGAGAAUCAUGAUGAACUUAAUAAAUCAUCCCUAUUUUAUUCGAUCAGUUCUGGUGCUGUACCUGGUCGCGAUCACGUUUGCUUCCUCAAGUACAGUUCAGUAUUUUAUCUGUUCAAAUGUCCUCAGUGAUUUUGGUUCUCUGUGAUCUCAUUUUCAAUUGAAGCGUUAUUGGCUUCGUUUGGUCCCGUACAAUUCUCCUAUUAUUUGUGUAUUUUUUCUCGUUUUUAACCAGGGGUCAGAUGCUGCCAAAACGGCAUUAAAUUAACGGUUAAAAUAAAAAUUUUCUGUUUUAGUAGAAUUUUCAAAUGUAACACUGAUAUCUUUUGAGAAAAAUAUUGCAAGUAAUCUUUUUUUCAUGCAUAAAAUAUGUCUCAUUAAGCCUUGCUGCCUCAAGCUUUGUGUGCCUGUAGCAUUUGUGUUUCCAAGAUCCUUGAUCGUUUGGUGGUGUGAUUGUCUAGGGAGAACUCCACUAUGUUUCUGCAAUGUACCAGCAAUGCAAUUAGGAUUAAUGAAUACUUAUUGCAUACUCAUAACUGUCACUAAUAAGUAAUAAUUCAUCUGAUUGAUUUUCUGAGAGCCGUACUCAGAUGUAUCGUAGUUUUCUCUGUGGCCGUAUUUGAGGAUUAAGAACAUGCGUGCUUUUUACUUACGAUAUUCUCAUUAAAAUUAAUAUUGCGUUCUUUGUCUGUGCGUGGAUGCAAAUCGUACUUUUGAUUUAUAGUUUAAUUUUUCCUUGUGAGUAAAUGUAAUGCAAAUUUUAAAUAAUCAAUUUAGUACAGUGAGUGCUCGUUAUUGACGAAGGUACUCAUAAAAAUAAUCAGCGCCAAAGCCCGUAAAUAGGAAUUGUUCCAUCAAGACUCGUACCAUCAUCUUUCUCGUACCAUCAGCUUUUUCAAUGGCAAAACACAGCAUCUUUUACUUCUUUGAUUUAUUUGCAAGUCGUUUUAGUAAAAUGCUUAUGCUUUCAGUUGCCCGUGUUACUAUUCAACCAGUCGUUGCAUCCUGCUUAGUCGUCCAGUUAAUUUACCUAGAUCUUAUUUCCUAUCUAGUAUUAUUCAGGUAUUUAGACACGUCUUAUCUUCACAGGUACGUCACGUAAUUAAUCCUGAUAAUUUCUAAUUGUUCUGAUUCUUUGUUCACUUGUUACGCUCCGAAGUUAUCAAUUCUCGGAUAUUUCGGCCCCGAUACGUCAUGUUGCCGACUUAAACGUUAAGAUAAGAGGUAUUAUUUCAUCAAUCUGUAUUCAUUUGGUUGUGCCCCCUGUUGUUAUAACCCUGUAUCUCACAGCAAUCUUGUAUGUAUGAUUUACUUCUAAUUAUUGUAUUGCCCUUCAAUUUUUUUUUUUUUUUGCUCCAAUUCAAGGGUCCAUUUUUCCUAUUCUCAUUUAAUAAAUGUAGUCUAUUUUA